CGCCGCAUUUAACGGGGGAGCGCGGCCGCCGCCGGCCCGUCCCGUCCCAUCCCGUCGCUUCCCGGCCAUGGCGAGCCCCUCGUUGCUCUUACUGGCCCUGGCCUUGGGUCUCGCCGUCGCCGCCAAGUCCCCGUACCAGCAGGUCCUGCAGCACAGCCGGCUCCGCGGCCGGCAGCACGGCCCCAACGUGUGCGCGGUGCAGAAGCUGAUCGGCACCAACAGGAAAUACUUCACCAACUGCAAGCAGUGGUACCAGAGGAAGAUCUGUGGGAAGGCAACAGUAAUCAGUUACGAGUGCUGUCCUGGAUAUGAAAAAGUUCCUGGAGAAAAAGGCUGCCCAGCUGCGCUGCCGCUUUCCAACAUCUACGAAACCCUGGGAGUUGUUGGGUCUGCCACCACACAGCUCUACUCUGACCGGUCUAACCUAAGGCCAGAAAUCGAAGGACCUGGAAGUUUUACAAUUUUUGCCCCGAGUAAUGAGGCCUGGGCAUCUUUGUCUGCUGAAACUCUGGAUUCCUUAGUCAGUAAUGUUAACAUUGAGCUACUCAAUGCCCUUCGCUACCACAUGGUGGACAAACGGGUCCUCACGGAUGAUCUGAAACACGGGACAACACUGAACUCAAUGUAUCAGGACCUGCCUAUCCAGAUCCACCACUAUCCCAACGGGAUUGUGACUGUGAACUGUGCCAGGCUGCUGAAAGCUGACCACCACGCCACCAACGGAGUGGUUCACGUCAUCGACAAAGUCAUCGCCACCACGACCAACAGCAUCCAGCAGAUCAUCGAAACUGAGGACAGCCUGGAAACUCUUCGGGCUGCUGUGGCUGCUUCUGACCUCAACAGCUUGCUGGAAAGCGAAGGCCAGUACACGCUCUUGGCUCCAACCAAUGAAGCCUUUGAGAAGAUCCCACGAGAAACACUGAACAGGAUCUUGGGGGACCCAGAAGCCCUGAGGGACCUGCUGAACCAUCACAUCUUGAAGUCAGCCAUGUGUGCUGAGGCCAUCAUCGCUGGCCUGACGAUGGAGACUCUGGAAGGAACCACCUUGGAUGUGGGCUGCAGUGGGGAAGAGCUGACCCUCAAUGGGAAGGCCAUCAUUGCCAACAAGGAUGUCCUGGCUACCAACGGCGUCGUACAUUUUGUUAAUGAGCUGCUGAUCCCAGACUCAGCUAAGACCCUGUUUGAGUUGGCACAAGAAUCUGAAGUUUCCAAGUCUAUGGACCUUUUCAGACAAGCUGGUCUCAGUUCCCAUCUAACUGGCAGUGAGCAAGUGACCCUCCUUGCCCCAGUGAAUGAUGCGUUCAAAGAUGGACUCCCCACCGUUGACAGCAACAUGAAAAACUUGCUUCUGAACCACAUUGUUAAAGACCAGCUCUCCUCUAAAUAUCUUUACCAUGGGCAGAAACUACAGACUCUUGGUGACAGGGAGCUGAGAGUUUUUGUGUACCGCAACAACCUUUGCAUUGAAAAUGCCUGCAUUGCUGCCCAUGACAAGAGAGGAAGGUUUGGGACCCUGUUUAGUGUGGACAAAAUGCUGACUCCACCGUCGGGCUCAGUGAUGGAUGUUCUCAAGGCAGACCAUCGCUUCAGUACGUUGGUGGCUGCAAUCCAGUCUGCAGGUCUAACGGAGAACUUGAACAGGCCGGGUACCUUCACCGUGUUCGCUCCAACAAACGAAGCUUUCCGAGCCAUGCCCCAAGGGGAACUGAACAAACUAAUGGGUAAUGCCAAGGAGCUUGCCAACAUCCUCAAGUUCCACAUCGCUGAUGAGAUCCUGGUGAGCGGCGCGGUCAAUGCCCUUGUGAGGCUGAAGUCCAUGCAGGGAGAUAAACUGGAGAUCAGCAUGAAAAACCACGUAAUACAUAUCAACAAGGAGCCAGUUGCUGAAAGUGAUAUCAUGGCCACGAAUGGUGUCAUUUAUGCUGUGAACUCUGUGUUACAGCCUCAGGCUUUGAGGCCACAAGAGAGAGGUGACGAGCCUGCGGAUCCCGCGUUAGAAAUCUUCAAACAGGCGUCUGCGUUAUCCAAGGUUUCUCAGAGGAAUCCUCGACUAGCACCCGUCUACUCCCGAUUACUGGCGAGGAUGAAGGAGAACUCGGGUGGAUUCUGAGCCGCAGCGCGAGGAACCGCAGUCAGCACCUCCAUCCCGUCCGCUCCGUCUGACGGCUGAAGAGAAGGACAGAAUCGUUUCUAAAAACCAAAUACCACCCUUAAAUUUAUUUUUGUUUCCAAUGAAAUGGAUAGGAAAAAUGGAAAGCCAUAUAUAUAUGUAUAUAUUUUAAAACCGUUUUUAUUUGGUUUUGACCUUAAAGUUCCCACACUGAGGAUAAGUUUGGGGUUGGGUUGGUUGUUUUUUUUUUUGAUUUUUUACAAAGUAGUCACUAAUUUGCAAUUUUUAACACACCCAGUUUUGGGCUCGAUAUGUUCAUAUAAGGGCAGGUGCUAAAAUUGUGCUCGGGUUCAGGAGCUCAGAGAGAAGCUUAGUGCUCAUCUUGGUGCUGUCUCACUGAGGGGGGGUCCGAAAGGGGCUGAACUAAAGCCCCCUUUCCAGAAUCCUCGUGGUACCUACUGGCACUGCAAACUCCAGGCUCCCAAAGCAGGAAGCCAGGUAUGAUCUCACUGAAAUCCCCCACCAAACUGGAGCCAGAACUGGGAAAUUUUGGCCAGAAUGACUUGGCAGGUAUUGUGUAUGUUCAGCUUUCUGAGCAAAUACAUCACCAGGGGCCAACUGUAUGGCUGGGCGAUCAGUGAUUGCUUUGGAGGAAGUAAAUUUGUUGAAUUAAUUAACCAUUACGCAAGCAAAUUUUUUUCUGGGUUUUUUUUUUUUUUUAAACAAGCAUGUGUUUCCUUCUUCCCCUAUGUUUUUAAAGUCUUCCAUGAAAUUCUGAAUUGAAGGCUUUUAACAAAAGCCUCUCUAUUGACAUUGCGGAAACUGCAUAAUUAUAAGCUAUGGUUCGAGCUGUUCUCUUUUUUUUUUUUUUUUUUAAUCGG
Messenger RNA from Calidris pugnax (ruff), 2991 nucleotides. RefSeq names its product transforming growth factor beta induced (gene TGFBI). The coding region runs from base 68 to 2110 and encodes 680 amino acids. Gene Ontology annotation, biological process: extracellular matrix organization; cell adhesion. NCBI's taxonomy places the organism in Eukaryota, Metazoa, Chordata, Aves, Charadriiformes, Scolopacidae. The transcript is spliced from 17 exons. Gene Ontology annotation, cellular component: extracellular matrix. The record is from RefSeq and is a predicted model, not a curated record. Gene Ontology annotation, molecular function: cell adhesion molecule binding.